Branchiostoma belcheri (Belcher's lancelet) is the source of this 4890-nucleotide messenger RNA. RefSeq names its product isoleucine--tRNA ligase, cytoplasmic-like. NCBI's taxonomy places the organism in Eukaryota, Metazoa, Chordata, Leptocardii, Amphioxiformes, Branchiostomatidae. Gene Ontology annotation, biological process: isoleucyl-tRNA aminoacylation. Gene Ontology annotation, molecular function: isoleucine-tRNA ligase activity; aminoacyl-tRNA deacylase activity; tRNA binding. The record is from RefSeq and is a predicted model, not a curated record.
CCACACUGAACAAUAGAAUAGUCCAUACACUUUGACCCAUUUUUGAUACGUAGGUAGGCACAUGUGUCCUGAAGAAGUCCGGUUCUUUUGCAAUAAUAAAGUGGUGUUUCAACAUAUUUUCACCAGAGGCAGCAAGUGAAAAUAAAACGGAUCCCAGGCUAGUGUCCUUGCGGUUUCUGUGGCCAAGAUUGAAUGCGCACGGCUGACAACUUCUGGAUACAAAGGAUCAGGAUCUGACCUGCCCACAGCCAUGGUCCAGCCUGUGCCUGAGAGGAUGGAUUUUCCUCGUGCAGAGGAAGAGGUGCUGAAGCUCUGGAAACAACUGAAUGCCUUUCAGACAUCACUGAAACAGUCGAAGGGAAAGGCCAGGUACUCCUUCUACGAUGGGCCUCCCUUUGCAACUGGCCUGCCUCACUACGGCCACAUCCUGGCAGGUACUAUUAAGGACAUAGUGACCAGAUGGGCCCAUCAGAGCGGCUUCCAUGUGGAGAGGAGGUUUGGCUGGGACUGCCAUGGGCUGCCAGUGGAAUAUGAAAUUGACAAAACGCUGGGUAUCAAAGGUCCUGAAGAUGUGGCUCAAAUGGGCAUUGACAAAUACAACCAGGCCUGCAGGGGUAUUGUCAUGCGAUAUGCUGGAGAAUGGAAGGAUAUUGUGACACGACUUGGCCGCUGGAUUGAUUUUGACCGUGACUACAAGACACUUUACCCAUGGUUCAUGGAGUCCAUCUGGUGGGUGUUCCGCCAGCUGCAUGACAAGGGUCUGGUGUACCGAGGGUUCAAGGUUAUGCCUUACUCCACCGCCUGCAGUACUCCACUCUCCAACUUUGAAUCCAACCAGAACUACAAGGACGUACAGGACCCAGCUGUGAUUGUGAACUUCCCUCUGGAUGAUGACCCUGGUGUGUGCAUGAUUGCCUGGACCACCACACCCUGGACCCUCCCCAGCAACAUGGCCUUGUGUGUCAACCCACAGCUGGAUUAUGUCAAGGUCAAAGAUAACACCACUGAUAAGGUGUACAUCAUGAUGGAGGCCAGGCUGGAGGCACUGUUCAAGAAAGCUGAGGAGUACACCAUCCUGGACAGGUUCAAAGGAUCUACCCUGUUUGGAAAGGGUUACAAACCAUUGUUCCCUUAUUUCAGUGAGCGCAAGAAGUCAGGAGCAUUUCGCAUCUUUGUUGAUGGUUAUGUCACCACGGAGACGGGUACUGGAGUGGUCCACCAGGCGCCGUACUUUGGAGAGGAUGAUUACAGAGUUUGCCUGGCCAAUGGUGUCAUCUCUCGAGAUGGCUCGGUAGUCUGCCCUGUAGAUGCCAGUGGCUACUUUACAGAAGAAGUUACUGACUUUAAGGGACAGUAUGUCAAGGAAGCUGACAAGAACAUCAUCCAUUGGCUGAAACAACAUGGCCGACUUGUGAACCAGGGGACUUAUGUGCAUAGCUACCCUUUCUGUUGGCGCUCAGAAACACCACUCAUCUACAAAGCAGUGCCUGGUUGGUUUGUGCGUGUAGAGCCCCUUGUUGAGAAACUGCUGGACAACAACAGUCAGUGUUACUGGGUUCCGGCAUUUGUGAAGGAGAAGCGAUUUGCCAACUGGCUCCGUGAUGCUCAUGACUGGGCCAUCUCUCGCAACCGUUACUGGGGCACGCCCAUCCCGCUCUGGGUCAGCGAUGACUAUGAGGAGGUUGUUGUUGUUGGAUCUGUGGAGGAGCUUUACAGGUUGUCUGGUGUCAAGGUGACAGAUCUCCACAGAGAAAGUGUGGACCAUGUGACCAUCCCUCACCCAGGGAAAGGCGUGCUGCGCAGAGUGCCUGAGGUGUUUGACUGCUGGUUUGAAAGUGGAAGCAUGCCCUACGCCCAAAAUCACUACCCCUUUGAGAACAAAAAAGAAUUUGAGGACAGCUUUCCUGCAGACUUCAUUGCUGAGGGAAUCGACCAGACAAGAGGAUGGUUCUAUACUCUGCUGGUCCUGUCAACAGCAUUGUUUGGGAAGCCACCAUUCAAGAAUCUCAUAGUGAAUGGGCUGGUGCUGGCUUCAGAUGGACAGAAGAUGAGCAAGCGUAAGAAGAACUACCCUGACCCCAUGGACGUGGUGCAUAAGUAUGGAGCAGAUGCGCUGCGCCUGUACCUGAUUAACUCCCCGGUGGUGCGUGCAGACAGCCUGAGGUUUAAGGAGGAGGGUGUGAGAGAUGUACUGAAGGAUGUGUUCCUCCCGUGGUACAACGCCUACCGCUUCCUCAUUCAAAAUGUCAUCAGGCUGGAGAAGGAGGAUGGUCUGACAUUUGUGUACAAUGCAGACACUGUGUUGUCAUCAGAUAACAUCAUGGACCGCUGGAUCUUAUCCUUCACACAGUCUCUCAUCCAGUUUGUGACACAGGAGAUGGCAGCAUAUCGUCUGUACACUGUUGUUCCACGGCUGGUCAAGUUUGUGGACAUGCUGACCAACUGGUAUGUGCGCUUCAACAGGAAGAGGCUCAAAGGAGAUGGGGGCACAGAAGACUGUCUGCGAGCACUGGAGACUCUGUUCAGUGUUCUGUUUUCCAUGACUCAAGUUAUGGCCCCAUUCAUCCCCUUCCUAACAGAACAGAUGUACCAGAAUCUGCGUCACUUGCUGGACCCGGCCCUCACAAAGAAACAGAAUGUGGACAGUGUGCACUAUCUCAUGCUACCAAAGCCAAGAGAGAAGCUGAUUGACCAGCAGAUAGAGAGAUCUGUGUCCAGGAUGCAGUCAGUGAUAGAAGUUUCCAGAGUCAUCAGGGACAGGAAAACCAUCCCAGUCAAGUACCCUCUGAAGGAGCUGGUAGUGAUCCACCAGGACCAGCAGUGUUUGGAUGAUGUCCAGUCACUGGAGAGCUACAUCCUGGAGGAACUGAAUGUGCGUACCCUGACCACGUCCAGUGACAAACAGAAGUACUGUGUAAAGCUGGUGGCUGAACCAGACCAUCGUGUGCUGGGAGCACGACUCAAACAGGCCUACAAGUCUGUACAGAAGGCUGUCAGAGAACUGACUGAUCAACAACUGCAGGAUUUCCAAGACAGGGGAGAAGUCAAUGUUGAAGGUCACACCCUGUCAGGAGAUGACCUCAAGCUGGUGUACAAGUUUGAUGCCAAGAGUGGAGCGUCACUCUCUGACUAUGAGGCACAUUCUGACAACCAGGUUCUGGUCUUGCUGGAUGUGACCCCAGAUCAGUCCAUGUUGGAUGAAGGGGUGGCAAGGGAGGUCAUCAACCGUAUCCAGAAGCUUAGAAAGAAGGCUAGUUUGGUUCCCACAGAUGACAUCACUGUGUACUAUGAUGUGAGCCCAGCAUCUGACAACCUAGCCAGUGUCAUAAACACACACCAUGGCUUCAUCCAAGACACACUCAAGAAACACCUCCAGCCUUUCCCUGUCCCUGUCUCAAGUCAUGUCAUCAUUAAGGAGUCAACUAAGCUGAAAGAUGCCACACUACAUAUGGCCAUAGUUCGGGGUGAGGGCAGCAUGCCAACUUCAGCUAGUUCUGAUGGUCCAGUCUGCAGAUAUCUUAAUGUACAACUGCUGGGGCUGCAGCCAAAAGAUGCCACACUACAUAUGGCCAUAGUUUGGGGUGAGGGCAGCAUGCCAACUUCAGCUAGUUCUGAUGGUCCAGUCUGCAGAUAUCUUAAUGUACAACUGCUGGGGCUGCAGCCAAAAGGAGGGGCUAAAGGUAUGGUGGGGACCAUCCUGUUGGACAAUCCUAGCGGAGACUUCUCCUUGUCCUACUGGGAACUACUGCAGAGGGUGGCCAUGAUCUUUGGUCUGAAGGAUGCCGAUAUAAAGCUUUAUGCACCACGCAAAGGAGAAGGUAUGGACCUGGUCACCCCGGAGAUGCUGAAUGGUUUGAAUCCACUUCAUGGUACAACCAUCUUUGUGUCAUCUAGACAGCCAUCUGCAGCAGACGUCUCCAGUGUCGUGAUGACACCUGACCCCAGCUGCAAGUAUGUCAACCUGCAGCUGCUUGGAGUGAAACCAGGUUCUCUCCAGUGUGGAGUGAGAGGUAGAGCAGCCACUAUACUGUUGGAGAACCCAGUGGGUGAUUUUCACCUGACUACAAAGCAGCUGGUGCAAGAGGCUUGCAGAGUCUUUGGUCUCCACAACAAGAAUGUCCAUCUAAAGGAGUCCCCGACUGCUAGUCAAGAUCUGCCACCGACCAGCAACCUCCUGACCCUGCACGGAUCUACCCUGUACGUCAGUCAAGCCAACGCUCACAUGUGAGGACAGAAGCUUUGCAGAAAUGGGCACAGCUUUAAUGCCACCACUAUAGGCUACUAGUAAUGUACUACAAGCAGGUACAUGUACAUCAGAUUAUAGAUACACAGGAUAAUAAUGUUGGUGAUGACCUUGGAGAUGUGGGAAAUCAGAGAAACAACUUCCCAGAAGUAAGAAAGUUUUUGUCAGGGAUGAACUGCAACAACAAUUACAAACACAAUAACACUGGAUCAGGCAGUACCUAGUGUGCUCUAUGAACAAAAGAAUCAUUUACUAGUAGGUUUGGCAAGAUGAAACAACAUCAAAAAGUAAAAACAACUGCAAACAAAUUUUAGGUACAGUUUUUUGAUUGGAGAAUUCUUAUACGAAACAUAGCCAAAACUAAGAUGUAAUAAGUUAUCAUCUCCUAUCCUGCAACACAAACCUGACCAAAGUGACAUCUAGAGGGAGCAGAACUAAUACCGGUAUGCAACAGAUCUUUCAGGGAAGUCAACACUGUCAGUCUGCUAACACAAACAUCUGCCCUUUGAGAUCCAUGGGGGACCAGCUAUUUACACAUUUUAGGUCACAAAUAGGUAUAUAAUUACAAUAAGUUUGGGCCACACCAAUUUAAUUUGUUGGUUCUUGGAUUUGCCUCUUCAUUUUUUUCUGAUUUGCAAAAAAAAAAA